AGAGGAGGAAGGACAGAGCGUCACAUCUCUCCAAACGCCCAUCAAACUUUCACCACAGCCUGUAGAGAGGACCCAGUCCUCUGAACGAGGCCUGUUAGAGACAACACGGACACGCUGGAAUCGGGGCAGACGGCUGGACAGCGAUGGAGACACUACUGGCGAUUACUUUUGGUACAGUUUGAACGUGCUGCGAUUCUCCCUGAAAAUAUCCUGUCCAGUGUUUUCGUCCUUUUGCGACAGAGCGACGGGGAUGGAGCAAGCACCCAGCGCGCCGAGCCCUCCUCCAAAGCCGGUUCAUCAUGAGCCCAUCAGCUUCGGCAUCGACCAGAUCCUGGGAGCCGGUACAGAGCCAGAAAAUGGGCGCACGUCUGGAAGACAAAGUGGAUCCGAUUUAAGCAACGGGGACGGUUAUUACAGUUUAGGUAGCCCGACCGGGGCCAGCGCGCCCUACACCGCGCUGUCUAUCUCCCUCUCCGGUAUAAUGCCUCCGGUGGAGGCUUCAGGUUCAUACGGGGAAAGCAGGACUCUGGGCUGCCGGGGAGUGAUUCGAGUCCCGGCCCACAGACCCAUGACAGCCCCGGGACCCCCGGCCCCUGUCCAGAGCGCUGUCCCGGGUUUUGGAGGACUGUGCUUCCCCUGGAUAGGAAACCGGUUCGCCAAGGACAGAAUAUCAGCGGCUCUGGUGCCGUUCGCCGUUACGCGGCGGAUAGGACACCCGUACCAGAACCGGACACCACCCAAACGGAAAAAGCCCCGCACGUCCUUCUCCAGAGUUCAGAUCUGCGAGCUGGAGAAGCGCUUCCACCGGCAGAAGUACCUGGCGAGCGCCGAGCGGGCCGCCCUGGCCAAGAGUCUGAAGAUGACAGACGCACAAGUGAAAACCUGGUUCCAGAACCGCAGGACCAAGUGGAGGAGACAAACAGCCGAGGAAAGGGAGGCUGAGCGUCAACAGGCCAAUCGCCUCAUCCUUCAGCUGCAGCAGUCCGCCCUCCAGAAGUCCCUCAGCGAAUCAGCGGUGUCGGAUCCACUGUGCGCCCAUAACUCCUCCCUGUAUGCCCUGCAGAACCUCCAGCCCUGGGCGGAGGAGAGGGAAUAGACGCGACUCACACCGCUGUAAUCAAUAAGCAUAUGCUCUUAUCCCUGGGAGGAUAACUUAAUUAAAUUAGACCUACAUGAGGACAGUGGGACUUACUUUGAUCCAUGCAAUGGAUAACAAAAAUGUUGGACCAGAUAAACUGAAGAAUGGGUCCCAGCCAUUUGAGUGGACGGUUGGCAAAAUGGACCUGAAAUGAUGGUGAGUGAUGUUUGUCUUGAAGCAGAAACCGAACUUUCUUGGAAUAAAUCUCGCAACUCUGUACUUGGGUACAAAUCCAAACAGGAAACAGAACUUGUCUUUAAAAAGUGAUUGUCCUCUUAUGCUCUUACUUAUUAUGUGUAUUAGAAUAAGAGGAGACAGAUAUUUACCCCAUAUACCUAAAGGAGCCAAUUCGUUCUCCACAGUGAGACACGGUUGAGAGUUUUGUGAAGGUCUUUCCUCUCAACACCUAACUCCUUAUUAUAAAAACAGACUUUGCAACGCUUUGAAAGGGUUGGCUCUUUUUUUUAGGGGAAGAACUCCAUCCAGCCAUAUAAGGCAAGACCUACAACCCAACACGUAAACAAUAGAGUAUAGGACUUGAAUACAAAUGUUUUAAAUAGGACUCGAAAAAUUCAGAUAAAAGCUGGUUCAGAGAUUCUUUUUUAAAUUGUUCUGGUGCUUAAACUUUCUUCUAAUCUCAUUUAUAAAUAUACCCCCUCCAAUGCACCGCACAGUCACCUGUACAUACACAGGUGUGGUGUACCACCAUAACCAAAAAAGUAUGUCUAAAAUGUUACAUUAUAUGUCAGAAAUGCCUUUGAGCGCAUUAAUAAAAGGAAAAUAAAUUGGAAAGAAGUGAAGAAAAUAUGAAAGAGACUGAGUUGUAAUGAAGGGAGUGAUGCAUGUUCUGUGAUGGUGGUGACGUUUAUUUUUCUUUCAUAUGCACAUUAUCAUGCUUUAUUUGUGUGUCCUUCGGUUAUCGAGGCACACAUGUACAACUCUUUUUGUACUUUCAUUGUAUAUGUGUAAAUAACAAUAUAAACUGUUCUUGUGACCCUUUUUGCUCAUGCUGUUUAUGAUGCACCAUACACAUAAUUUAAAGGUUUUAAUACGCAACAAUCAUAAGCUAUGG
Molecule: messenger RNA, 2210 nt
Organism: Cyclopterus lumpus (lumpfish)
Lineage: Eukaryota; Metazoa; Chordata; Actinopteri; Perciformes; Cyclopteridae
Product: T-cell leukemia homeobox protein 3-like
Exons: 3
Coding region: 251-1096 (281 amino acids)
Biological process (GO): animal organ development; regulation of transcription by RNA polymerase II
Cellular component (GO): nucleus
Molecular function (GO): RNA polymerase II cis-regulatory region sequence-specific DNA binding; DNA-binding transcription factor activity, RNA polymerase II-specific
Source: RefSeq, a predicted model, not a curated record